AUGGCUGGCAUUAUUUUCAAGGCCAAGACAGAGUUCGUCUCUCAGAGCAUGAAGCAGCUCGAGGAGUCUAGCAUCACGGUUGUCAGUGGCGGAACCGGACUCACGCGGCCCGACGAGGGCAAAUUUCUUCAGAUGGGAAAGGCUGCAGAAGCCCUGGCCCGAGAGCAAGAGGAGCUGGCAGACAAGCAGGUCGAGCGUCGCUUUCCUAAGCCUGAGAUCAAGUGUGCAGGCUGCGGAUCCAAGACACACGAGCUCCUCACGUGUCUCAAGGCGGCACCCAACGGCUUGAUGAAGGGUUGCCCAGAGUGCAACACCAUCCAGCACAAUGUUGAUGGUUGCCCCAAGUUGAAGAGGGAUCUCAACCUCAGAUUUUGGUUCCUGGUGCAGCGGCGUGGCCGAAUGCCAGCCUUUGCGACCGAGAACCCAGACUUCCACUGGGCUUCUGUUUACCGCCAGUGGAUGGCCGAGGAGGACUCCUUGGGAAGGCGACGAAGUAGAGAGCCCAUGUUUCCCUGGACCCCGGAGUUCACUCAGCAACUUAUCGAGGCCCAGAUUCAGCACUACCAGGAAAGGCUGGACAAGGACAGACCUACCCCGCCCGCCCGCCCCCCAGGACCUCAGGCGGAGCAGAUCCAGGAAGUCGGCACCCAGGUUCAGGCUGUUGUCAACAAUAACCCUGCAGCCCUGGUACCAGGUGCCGCCGCCGUCGCCGCAGUCGCACAGGGCCCGUUUACUGACGUCGACAUCGACGAUUUCAUUGCCGACAUCAUUGCCGACAACAUCGAAAACGAUGGUCCAGCUGUCGAGCCAGACUCCGCCGAGGACACCAAGGGCAGUGAGAUCACCGACACUGAGGAGGGGUCUGGCGAGGAGUCUGGGGGGGAGAAGUCAGAUGGUGAGAGCAACCAGGGUGAUGAUGAGAUUGACUGGACCCUGUAA
Fusarium keratoplasticum is the source of this 939-nucleotide messenger RNA. RefSeq lists its product as uncharacterized. NCBI's taxonomy places the organism in Eukaryota, Fungi, Ascomycota, Sordariomycetes, Hypocreales, Nectriaceae. The transcript is spliced from 2 exons. The coding region runs from base 1 to 939 and encodes 312 amino acids. The record is from RefSeq and is a predicted model, not a curated record.